CAGACACACUCCCAUUACCACUAUGAAUCCAGUCACCUCCAAGUUAUAUAAUGAAGUCAGUCAUUAAUAAAUACAACUUUAUUCAAGAUAUACACAAUGUGAGUACAGUAUAAACUAAAACUGUCAAACUGGUAUUUUUUGGGUCACUUGGGAGCAGUGCAACAAGCUGACAUAUGGCCUUAUAGAGUGGCUCAUGUGUUAGCAGAGGGUUGUCUAUUUACACAUCCAGUGUUUCUUUCUGCCUGAGAAAUAUGUUUUUGGUCUCCACCAACCCCUGAGGGAAAUAUCUGACCCCUCUGGUUGCCAAAUCCUCCACUACAUACCUUGGCAAGUUGCUAACGUUGUCUACAGCGGCUUUACCAGAACAUUGCCACUGAAAACAGCUGCCUGUGUUUGGGUAAGAGUUUGGUGAGGGUGGCCAGUGUGAAAGAAAACUGUAAAGUUGCAGCCAUUAAACCAAAAGUAUGAGCUGAAAGGAGCUAAAACGCUCUAUAUAACUACAGGAACUGCAGAGUCAGAUAUUAAUUAUCUGUGGGUCCAUCACGUCAAGCAUUACACAUGACCUUUUGAUCCAUUGUUAAUAUAAAAAUACCGACUAGUGCAGCCUUAAAGUCUUAGGGACCACAGAAAUGGGCCCCCCUAAAAGAUAUUGCUCUAGUUCCCUCCCUCCCUCCUCCCCUCCAGCUGUGGCUCCCUGAUAUCAUCCCACCUCCCACCCCUCCACUACCACUACAAAGGCCACCUUAACAAGAGCGGAUAUUUGCUUCUACUCUCCAUGUAACAGGCUGACUUUUAACAUCCAAGCCGAGGCCAUGUGAAUUUCCUGUUUUGAUGAAGCACCAAACUGCGUGUUCAUCACAAUCCCAGCACAGUGACUCAGUACAGCUUGAAAUCAGCCGACUUUGAGGCUGCCUGGGAGACGGUGUGAUCUGGUCUCCUCCACAAGGGCAGCGCAGUCUCACUCCGGAGCGGCUUCGUCGACCUUUUUUCUCAUCGCGCAGUGUACCUUUAAAAGGUUGAACUCGCCGGUCUACGAACACUGGAUUGUUUUCCCACUCGACUCAGCUGUGCGUAGCUUCCAGCAGUGACAUGGCAUAGAGGCGGUGUGCUGUGAGCAGCAGCAGCAGCGGCAUCCUGCACCAUGGACGCUCUCCGACGGCCGAAGCGGAGCGCAGUGUUCGCGGCGCUGGACACGAUGCUGCCCGUGUGGAUAUUACUGAACGCGGUGUCGGGACUGAAGGCGGAGGACGACGGUAUGGAAGAACUUGCCACCGAGAAGGAGGCUGAGGAAAGUCACCGACAGGACAGCGUUAAUUUGCUGACAUUCAUUUUACUGCUGACCUUAACGAUUCUCACCAUAUGGCUCUUCAAGCACAGACGGGUCCGCUUCCUUCACGAAACCGGACUGGCAAUGAUUUACGGCCUGCUGGUUGGUGUGAUUCUGCGGUACGGCAUCCCUGCCACCAGCUACCACAACAAGACACCCCCAAGCUGCUCGCUGAAGGAAGGACCUGUCAGCACCCUGCUGCUUAAUGUCAGUGGCAAGUUCUUUGAGUACACCCUCAAAGGGGAGAUCAACUCCAGAGAGAUUCACAAUGUGGAGCAGAACGAUAUGCUGCGCAAGGUGACAUUUGACCCUGAAGUAUUCUUCAACAUAUUGCUGCCUCCAAUUAUUUUCCAUGCUGGGUACAGUCUAAAGAAGAGACACUUCUUCAGGAACCUGGGCUCCAUCAUAACCUAUGCGUUCCUUGGCACUGCCAUCUCAUGCUUUGUCAUUGGAAAUCUAAUGUACGGUGUCGUCAAACUGAUGCAAGUGGUCGGACAGCUGACGGACAAGUUCUACUACACUGACUGCCUUUUCUUUGGUGCCAUCAUCUCUGCCACAGACCCAGUGACAGUGCUGGCCAUCUUUAAUGAGCUCCAUGCAGACGGGGAUCUCUAUGCUCUGCUGUUCGGGGAAAGUGUUAUGAAUGACGCAGUGGCCAUUGUGCUUUCAUCGUCUAUUGUGGCCUACCAGCCCAGUGGAGCGAACACACACAUGUUUGAUGCCUCUGCCUUUUUCAAGUCAGUGGGAGUUUUCCUGGGUAUUUUCAGCGGUUCCUUUUUGAUGGGUGCAGCCACAGGAGUUGUCACCGCUCUCAUAUCCAAGUUCACCAAGCUGCACUGUUUCCCGCUGCUGGAGACGGCCCUCUUCUUCCUCAUGUCCUGGAGCACCUUCCUGCUUGCCGAAGCCUGCGGGUUCACAGGCGUCGUGGCCGUGCUGUUCUGUGGCAUCACGCAGGCUCACUACACCUACAACAACCUCUCUGAGGAGUCCACAAAACGCACCAAGCAGCUCUUUGAGGUCCUUCACUUCCUGGCUGAGAAUUUCAUCUUCUCCUACAUGGGUUUGGCUCUGUUCACCUUCCAGAAUCACAUUUUCAGCCCUAUUUUCAUCAUCGGGGCUUUUAUUGCCAUAUUCAUUGGAAGAGCAUUCAACAUUUACCCGCUGUCCUUCCUUCUCAACCUCGGCAGAAGGCACAAGAUCAAGGGAAACUUCCAGCAUAUGAUGAUGUUUGCAGGUCUGCGUGGGGCAAUGGCGUUCGCCUUGGCCAUCCGGGACACAGCCACCUACGCCCGCCAGAUGAUGUUCACCACCACGCUGCUCAUUGUCUUCUUCACUGUCUGGGUGUUUGGGGGUGGGACGACACCCAUGCUGUCCUGGCUACACAUCAGCUUUGGGGACAGCAAAGCAUUGCAGGAAGAGCGACGUCAACAUGGACAGUGGGAGUAUUUCAGGGUUGGUGUGGAUCCAGAUCAAGACCUGCAGCCCUGUGGAGACAGCUUCCAGGUCUUACAGGGGGAUGGCCCUCAGGCUGAAGGACAAAGUAAAACCAAACAGGAGAGUGCGUGGCUCUUCAGACUGUGGUAUACCUUUGAUCACAAUUACCUUAAGCCCAUUCUGACACACAGCGGCCCACCUCUCACCUCCACUCUGCCCGCCUACUGUGGACCACUGGCGAGCUGUCUGACCAGCCCCCAGGCAUACGAGAACCACGAGCAGCUGAGGGACCACGACUCUGACCUCCUCCACAAUGACGGUGACCUGACCUUCAUGUUCGGUGAUACUGCCAUCACAGCCAAUGGGGCGUCCGGCGGUGGGGGGGACGCAGCCGGAGGGUCGGGUUGGAGUGCGAAUGGCAAAAGGAGCGGCAGCACUUCAGAGGAGGCGCUGGAGCGUGAGCUGGACUCCCGCGAACAGGAGCUGCUGAGUCGCGGCACGCGGCUGGUUUUCCCCAUCGAGGAUCACGUCUGACCCUCCCCUUCCUUUUGCCUGCACUGUCAAACCGCCCUGACCUGACCCCCAAGACCACCUCACCCUCAACUCUCUCCACAUCCCGCGGGCAGAGUGUCCAGUCCUUCAGAGAGUGGAGACGUGGUAGUAGACAAGAGGGGAGGGCUCAGAGCUCCCUCCCGGCCCGGGAGCAAAGCUCAAGGAGCAUUUCAUCCUCAUUACAGAGCUGGAGUUUGUUCUUUAAAAGAUGAACUCUCCAUGCUCUUAUACUGUGAUUCAGUUUUACUGAUUGUUUCCUUUGCAUAAACUGGAGGGAAACUUUUUAUGCAGGAUAUGAGGUCAAAAACAAAUCCUCAUGUGAGAUUCAGUCUGCACUUUUGAACAUGUGACACUGUGUAUGUUCAGCUGGAUUGGAAAAGAAGUAGAAAUAUUGCUACUACUGACCUGUUUGUCUUCACAUCACACCAGUGACCACUUAGAAAAUGUGAGAAGUGGCUUUUUUGGAAGCACACCCCAUCUAGAUGCUGAUUUAAGGCAACACUCACCUAAACAUUGAAUAGUUUAUAGAUAAAGAAAAAGAGUUCUCUGAUUAAAUGUGCACCAUCUGAAGCUGUAAUAGACCAGUGUUUGGUAUGAGUGUGAGGAUGUCCUUUGUUUCACACAAAAGCAUCUGUGUGGGGGAGACUGUGACAUGUGAGGAGCACAGAGAGGGACAGUGAAUGAGUUGCCCUCUCAGCCACCGCAGACUGUCAUGGGUGAAGUAAAAGGGGUGAAGAAUGUGAGCAUGUAAAUAGCUACAAGGCUGAGCUUUGUUCCUCUUUAGUGGGGCUGCUUCUAUCAGCGCAUUACAUCCUGUGACCGUUACAAAUAGUACCUGUGUAUCUUGUCUUUGAGCUGGUCUGGAUCCUUUUCACAGUACUGGGCUGGUUUUCACAACAAAAACAUGAUUAAGGGAUGGAAGUGUCUUGAUGCGAAUUAUAUUGUUUCUUAUGAGAUAAUGCUGAUAUCCCAAAACUUUAAAAACUGGCAUAAGAUGUACACUCGAACACGGUUGAUAAACAGUUCAACCCUACAAAAUAAAGGGCAAGCCUUUAUAAUAAUUUGGAAUACUUUUCAAAAACUCUAUAUUGUCUUGCUGAUUUUAAAAAUACUUCAAAUGAUGCAUCCUUUGAUGUUAGACUGCAACUGACAAUUAUUUUCAUAAUUAAUUAACCUGCUGCUGAUUUUCUCUAUUAGCUGUUUAGUCUAUAAAAUGUCAUAAAAUAGUAAAAAUAUCCCCCCAGUCUUAGAGCCCAUGGUAAUUGCUUGCUUUAUCCAAUCAGUAGUCUAAUAUUCAGUAAUAACUAAUAUACGUAAAAGGAAUAACGGCAGUGAAUCAUUACAUUGGAGGAGUUGGAACCAGUGAAAAAAAUACAUUGUUGACUAAUAUGAUUAAUGAAACUUAUGAUUGACUAAUUGUUUCAGCUCUAUGUUUAAGCAAAAUUUAGUAAGUGGUAUGAUAGCAUGUGUGCAUAAUUCAUUGAGUCCAUAUAGCAGCAGUGCAGCACCGCAUAACAAAGACUGCAAAGUAGUUCUUCAGACUCCAUUAGACCAUUAAUAAGAUUUGCCUGACAAUGUUGAACAAAAAAUCUCAAAUCAAGAAGAGCCAUUGAUAACAGUGACCGGAGAUGAAUGAAGGAAUGCUUGCACAUCCUCUACCUGCAUCGACAGUGUUUAUACUCUUAAAGAAAUAAUGUCUCUGGCUCCCACAUGUUAGCCUCAAAUACCUGUUGAAUUUGUUAGCACUGAAACAGAACGAUGAGGUGAGCUGGUCUCAUAAAUCUACAAUCAACGCUCAUUUCUGUAAAUCUGGUGUCUCCCCAGUUUUUCUUAAACCUUAGUUGCUAACGCUGUUAACUGUCAUACUAACGGACAUAAACUCAUCAUUUGUUUUGCUCUGUUCAUGUUGGAAGAAAUCACAUCAGUAGAGUAUGAUAGGAUUGUGGAUAUCACAUCUGUCUGUUAAAUAUAAAGCUACAGCCAACAGCCAGUUAGCUUAGCUUAGCACAAAGACUUGAAACAGUGGGAAACAGCUAGCGUAGUUCAGUCUGAAAGUAACACAUUUCAGCUACAGAACCUUUAAAGCUAAUUAACACAUUAUAUCUAGCUUGUUUAAUCUGUAAAAAAAAAAGCCAAACUGUAAAGAAAACGAGCUGGAAUACUUCAGAUAGCAGAUUUUGUUACCUAGCCAGGCUAGCUGUUUCUCCCUGUCUCCAGCCUUUGUGCUAAGCUAAGCUAAGCUAAGCUAACCGGCUGUAGCUUCAUAUUUAGUGUACAGAUAUGAGAGUGGACUUCUCAUCUAGCUGCCAGAAAGGUACUUGGCUUAUUUCCCUAAAUGUUGUAAAUUACUGCUGUAAACAUUGUGUAGCUACAACACAUAAACAUUUGACCGUCACUGCACACAAAUAAUGGUAAUUUAGACACUUCCCUAAGUUUUGAGCUGAUUACAAGAAACCUGAGCAGCCAUUUUCCUGAAACUCAAGUGUACCGAUAAUAAAUGGGGAACACAUGUUGUUCUCUUUAAAGUUCUUCACAAUAAACUAAAGUGAACCUCGUGCUGUUUCUGUUUUGGUACUAAAUUAAUGCAUGUUGUCUCAGCAUUAGAUAGAUUUCUUUGUGUAUAGCAGGUGGGACAGCAAAUAUAGCUUACAGUAUACAGAACAUUGACAUCCUUUCACCUGAGGCCCAGUUCCUCCCAGCUGCCCUGAGAGGUUUGAAAUGAGAUAGUUUAAUACUUAAUACUGAUACUAUUAAUACGGAUCUCCAACAUGCAAAUCAUUGACACGAGACAGUGACUUUGGGCUCAGGAUUUCACUUGCGGCAUUAAUCUCUGUUAACUGACACUUUCUACAACAGACAACUGAACCAUAUUGUUUCCCUACAGGUUGAUUUGCAUCACUCGAUGUGAACUAUAGAAAUAUAUUAUUUAUAGCGCAUCAAUUACUCUGGUGACUUUCUAACCACAUUUCCUCGCAGUUUGUAGUGAACCUUUGGGAAUUCCUCCUAUGCAGCAUGAUUAUUAGAGGAAAUAUUGGGUCAUUUGCACAUUUUCCCCCUCAAGAUGUGAUAUUUAGCUCUUAUCCAAUAAAUGUAAAUAGCAAUUUAAAUGGCAGACUAUGCUGGGUUUACAGAGCAGCACACAGGCCCUUUACACUGGUGGAACAACAGCUGUCUCUGGGGGAGAAGGAGGAGGUUUUUCUAACACAUUUUGUGUUCCCUUUACCACGUCUAGACAUCUGAACUGCUCCCCGUUUUAAAUUCACCACACAGCACGUGUCGCCUUUUGUUUUCUCCCUCGACUGCACACAGUGGCUGCUGCAUUUAUGCAUGAGUACAUGAGGGCAGGUGUGAAAGGCUGGAUUGUGUAAGUUGAAUUUGAGGCCUUCAUGUGAGGGAGAAGCCCCGCACAAGUUUUAUGGCGCACUGAGGACCUCCAGGAGGAAAUGAAUCUAGUUAUGUAAGCUGUUGCCAAGCUGUAUGCACUGUGGGUCAUUCAAAUUCUAGCUGGAGUGAGAAGUAAUGUGAAGCCGUGCUCUGUCUAACAUCUCCUUUCACAGUCUGAGGGUAGCAAAGCUUGUCUGUAUCUAGGACAUUAAAAUAAUAAAAUUCGCCUUUUGUCUAACCAAACCAUUUCACAAUCUCUUCUGAUAUGAAAAGGUUACACAGCCUCCAGAUACACCUUCAACAGUAUAACUUACAGCAGAUAUGUUAUCUCUGGAUUGUGCAAAACUGUGAUUUUUGAUCAUGUCUGUUGAGAAUUUCAAAUUCCUGCUGUACAAACGCAGAAAAAGAGUGCAGAAAAAAGACUGAAUAAGAACUUGCAUUUAUCGACAUGUCCAGGACAGAGUGACUGGAGAGUUUUUCUUCGAGAUGUGGGAGUACUUCAUGGAUAAUUGGUGGCUGCAGGCAAAUAUACGAGCAGAGUUUGGCACUUUACCUCAAGCAAAGGACACUCACAGGACUCUUAUAUAACCUUCAUGUGCACUCUAUCUCCAGACUGUUGUGCUGUCAGUUGUCUUGCUGGCUAUAUUUACAUGCUCUCUGUACCUGGGAAAUAUGAGAUGUAGCUCAAUUGUCAAUAUGUGCACCUGUUGUUUCUAGUAGCAACUGGCUGCCUGGUUCUACCUGCCAUGCCUGCAUGUCAACAUGUUAAUAAAAAUCGUCAAAUAA
Dicentrarchus labrax (European seabass) is the source of this 7483-nucleotide messenger RNA. RefSeq names its product solute carrier family 9 member 7 (gene slc9a7). Gene Ontology annotation, biological process: proton transmembrane transport; sodium ion transport; regulation of pH. The transcript is spliced from 17 exons. Lineage: Eukaryota; Metazoa; Chordata; Actinopteri; Moronidae. Gene Ontology annotation, cellular component: membrane; recycling endosome. The record is from RefSeq and is a predicted model, not a curated record. The coding region runs from base 1142 to 3295 and encodes 717 amino acids. Gene Ontology annotation, molecular function: sodium:proton antiporter activity.